CUGAGUCAGGAUGCUGUGUCUGAGUGUGUCGGGGUGGGGGGGAGCCCGGAGUCCCCGCUGCGCCCCGCUGGGCUAUUCAAUGUUGUUAACAGACACUUUCCUCGGGCUGAGACCCCGCUGAGCGACUCAUCAACUCCCUGAGUGACUGCAAUAUACUUCGGCAAGAUUGGAGAAGGGGCCGGGGCGGGGGGGCUUUGUUUGCUAGCAGCGCCCCCGCCUAUAAAUCCAGCUCUUGACCCACUCAGCUAUCAGAAGAUACAUCUGCUACAGGACUGUGCCCUCUGGCUGGGUGACCUGGUGCAAGGAAGCUUGCUCUCUAUAGGAAGAGUGGCACUGAGUGACUGGCACAGGGCAGUGAGAAGUUUCCUAGAAUUACAUGAUAGGCACUGAGCAGACUGACAGGUAGUGGGAAAAGGGGGCACAAGGUACCGGAUUGUUUUUUUGGGCGACCAUGGAGAGGACUAGUGCCUGUCUCCUCCUGCUGACUCUCUGGAUAUUGGCUGCUGAUGCUUCUCGUCGCAAAAUCCUUCUACCCAUCAAACCUGAGCAGGAUCCUAUGCCGUCCAAGUUACAAAUAGGUUGUCAUCUUGGUGAUAAAACAUACUCCCUGGAGGAUACUUGGCAUCCAGACCUAGGAAAACCGUUUGGGGUGGCCUACUGUGUGGUGUGCCGUUGUGAGGUGCAGCGUAACCGUUGGGGAAAAGAAUCUGGGAAGAUCAGUUGUAAAAGUGUCAAGAACCACUGCCCAACACCCACCUGUGCUCAUCCUGUUGAAUUCCCGGGCCAGUGUUGUCGGGUUUGCCCCAAGACUCCUCCUCCCCCUCUUCCUGUGAAGAAAUCCGAAUUUAUUUUUGACGAGUUUGAGUAUUUCCAAGAAAAGGAUGAUGAUCUUUAUAAUGAUCGCUCCUACCUGAGCUCUGAUGAUGUCAGUGUGGGGGAAAGCCGAACAGAAUAUGUAGCCUUUUUGACUGCUUCCAGCCGUGCUUGGCCUCCAAUCAACAAUGGUCUCGCCAAAGCUAAAUUUAAUUUGCAACGUACCAAUUUACUGUUCUCAGUCACAUACAAAGGGAUGGAUAGCUUUUCCCGUGUUCGGUUCUCAGACUCUGACGGCACUGUGCUGUUUGAACACCCUGUGCACAGAGUAGGAUACCCACCAAGUGACACAAUCUGUGGUAUAUGGAGGUCAAUGCCUCGCUCUUCUUUACACCUUCUACGUUUGGGACAUAUUCUUGUUACCUUGGUGACCACAACUCUUUCAGAGCCUGAAAUAUCUGGCAAGAUUGUCCGUCACAAAGCUCUAUUUUCAGAGUCAUUUAGUGCCCUCCUAACACCAGAAAACCCAGAGGAAUCAUUUCAUCGAGGUCUUGCAAUGCUGACACUUAGUGAUGUGGAUGACAAUCUACACUUCAUCCUUAUGCUCAGGGGAAUACAAGGAGGAGAACAAGAUAAGAUUCCAAUAACUGUGCAAAUCUUACAUCAGAAUCAUGUAAUACGGGAGCUAUAUGCCAAUAUUAGCAUACAGGAGCCAGAUUUUGCAGAGGUUUUGCCAGAUCUCUCCAGCCGUGAGAUGCAGUGGCUUGCCCAGGGACAAUUAAAGAUUGCAGUGCUGACAGAGGGGAGACAUGAGCAGCACAUAUCAGGUGUCAUCACUGUCAGGAAGUCAUGUGACAUCCUGCAGAGUGUGAUGUCAGGAGGUGAUGCUUUGAACCCCACAAAGACUGGAUCAGUGGGCUCAGCCACCAUCACCCUACAUGACAAUGGAACACUGGAGUAUCAGCUUCAAGUUGCUGGUAUUAUGAGUGCAGUGACAGCAGUAACCUUAGAGACUAAACCUCGCAGAAAGAUCCGUCGAAAUAUUCUACAUGAUCUUACAAAGGACUACCAUGAUGGAAAGGCUUGGGGGCUGUGGACAGGCGCCAAUGCUCGAGACUUGCAUAUGCUGCUUCAGAGUGAACUGUUCUUUAACAUAAUCACAAAGGAUUUCCAAGAAGGAGAACUGAGGGGGCAGAUUACACCUUUACUAUACAGCGGGCUGUGGGCGAGACAUGAGGAGUUUCCAAUACCUUUGGCUGGCCAGUUUGUGUCACCACCUCUGAGGACAGGGUCGGCAGGUCAUGCCUGGGUAUCUCUAGAUGAGCAUUGCCACCUACAUUAUCAGAUUGUGGUGACUGGACUGGGGCGUGCUGAGGAUGCUACACUGAAUGCACACUUGCAUGGCUUUGCUGAGCUGGGUGAAGUCAGUGAGAGCUCUCAUGGACACAAGAGGCUACUGAAAGGUUUCUAUGGAUCAGAGGCUCAGGGUAGUGUUAAGGACCUUGACCUAGAACUGUUCAGUCACCUGAACAGAGGAACAGCAUUCAUUCAAGUGAGCACAAAGUUAAACCCACGUGGAGAGAUACGGGGUCGGGUGCACAUUCCGAACAGUUGUGAGUCUGGAGGUGUGACCCUUUCUCCUGAGGAGUCUGAGCGUGAUUCAGUGGAGAAGAAUAACCAACGUAACACAGAAGAACUCCGCAAGGAUCCCAGAUCUUGCUAUUUUGAAGGCAAACUGAGAGCUCAUGGAGCCAGAUGGGCUCCUGACUAUGACAGGAAGUGUUCUGAAUGCAUCUGUCAGAAGCGCACAGUGAUCUGUGACCCCAUAGUGUGCCAACCUCUGAACUGCACCCAGCUUGUCCACUUGCCUGACCAGUGCUGUCCAGUGUGUGAAGAGAAAAAAGAAAACCGAGAAGUAAAAAAACAAGGAAGACCUCAAAGUGAAGGUUGUUACUUUAAUGGCUUAUGGAGAGCAGCUGGCACACGUUGGCAUCCAGUGGUUGAACCGUUUGGUCUUGUUCUAUGUGCAACUUGUUCCUGCAAGAGUUCCUCCCAGGACCUACACUGUGUGAGAGAGACCUGCCCACGACUUACCUGUGCCAACCCCAUCCGUGCCAAUCCAAUGGACUGCUGCAAAAAAUGUCCAGUUGAAGAGCAAAACCCCUUGGAGUUGGCGGACAGAAUGCAAUCAGAUGAACCACGGCAGUGCAAAGUUAUGGGUCAACUGUAUUCAAACAAUAAGAGGUGGCACCCAACACUGCCGACACAUGGUGUGGUGAAAUGUGUCACCUGCAUUUGUGUGGAUGGUGUUCCUCAAUGUGAAAAACAGAAAUGGAAGUGCACUGACCCUGAAUGUAGCGUGAGUGGAAAGCCUGACAGCAUUUGCUGCAGCGAGUGCCAAGCUGAUAGCCAUGAUGAAGAGGAAAAAUUCAAAACAGACGAGCCUGUGAGCACAUGGAGCUAUUAGAUAUGUGAGAAAAAGACUGUUGGAGAGUAAAAAUCAUUAUGAAAACUUCACGACAAGCGCAAGAUUCUGAUGUCAUAACUCCCUAUGGCAUCUCCGUCUCAAGACAAUUGCAGGACUCGAUAUUGUCUUUACUCUCCUGACUAUAAAGUGUGAUGACUGUUACAGAACUCUGUGAUGUCAUAACUUCCCUUGUCUACUAUAUGUCAUGACGACUACAGUGAUGUCAUCAUUUCCCUGCUAUUAUUACAAGACAAGUGCAGGACUCUGUGGAACUUUGCUGGAUUCUGUGAUGCAAUAACUGUUCUUGGCUACAUUAUGUCACGGCAGCUACAGAAUGAUUUAAUGUCCUAGCUUUCCCGACUUCUUCCUAUCAUAACAACUGCAGAUAGAACUCUUUGCUGUCAUAACUCCAACUGGCAACUCCUUAACAUAAUAACUGCAGAACUGUUUGGUGCCAUAGCUCCCAGUACUUUGUUUUGCUUGUCACAGUGAGGACAUGGGAUGUGGAACGUGCAAGCCAGAACAUAAAAUAUGACCCCCCGAGAUGCUUUCACAUAUUAGCUUUUCUGUCUGAUAGGAGCAACUCCAAGUCCAGUCACCCCAGGGAAAAGUCAGUUCCUACAAUGAGCCAGGAACCAACACAUAUUGCUGGAAGAUUCUCUGCAGAUGUAAUGCAUGCACAUGCUCAGUGCUCCGCAGGCACGGCUUCAGAGUUAUUAAAUAUUUGAAAGAGUUGGAUGAAAAGUUAUGUGACAAGCAAAGGUUCAUUGUGGAUGUGGGACGAACUGUAUAUAUAUACGUACACACUAAAUGUGGGUAUAUAUAUAGUGAAUGUAGGAACAUACACAUGUAUUUGUCUUGUUUUAUUUUUCAACACUUUGAAGAACUUGUAUUAUUUAUAGUGUUUUCAGUGGAUGCAGCCACUGUGCAAAUUAAUUAUUAAUUUUGAAUGUAUUUAUUGAAGUGAAAUAAACUGCAGAAACUGU
Molecule: messenger RNA, 4266 nt
Organism: Pseudophryne corroboree (corroboree frog)
Lineage: Eukaryota; Metazoa; Chordata; Amphibia; Anura; Myobatrachidae
Gene: CHRD
Product: chordin
Exons: 23
Coding region: 452-3280 (942 amino acids)
Biological process (GO): negative regulation of BMP signaling pathway; multicellular organism development; dorsal/ventral pattern formation
Molecular function (GO): BMP binding
Source: RefSeq, a predicted model, not a curated record